AUGUUCUUAUUUUUGCCUGUUAUUAUUCCAAUUCAAAUAAACCUUCAUCUGACACAAUGGAUAAAUGAAAAUGAUGAUAUACUACAACAUGAUUGUCUUCAUGUUGCUGUAUCGAAUGAAUUUGGAAAUGAUCCUUAUCAGAUGAUUUUAUAUUGUAUGAGUGAAUGGCCAUCGAAAUGGAAUGUACAAACAAAUAAUUUUGAUAAAAAUUUUACUUUUGCUGAUCUUUCUAUCCUGAAUGUUACUAGUCAACAAUUAUAUAUGUGGUCAGCACCGAUGGAUAUUGUUGAAGAUUAUCAAUUCUAUUUGGAUCAAUUACAAAAUUCAAAUGAAACAUCUUUAUCAAUGCAGAUGUACUAUAAUUGUACAUUACCAAGAUUUGGUCCUAUGUGUCAAUAUUCAUUAGAUAUGCAUCAACCUAAUCAUGAAUCAUUGAAUGAAAUCCUCGCUGAUUAUUAUAAUUCCGGCUCAUAUGAUCAGUUUCUACCUACAUGUUACACUUAUUUACAAUGUAAUCCUGAUAUAUCUUCAUUAUGUUUUGAUUGGAGUGAUAUUUGUAAUAAUAUUAUUCAAUGUAUUAAUGGAAUUGAUGAAGAACAUUGUUCGCAGCUGGAAGUCAGUGAAUGUAAAGAUGAUGAAUAUAGAUGUAUAAAUGGUCAAUGCGUACCUGCUAUAUUUUACAAUGAUGAUAUUUAUGCUCCAGAUUGUCUGGAUAGAUCCGACGAAUAUAUUAUCACUACAAAUGAGUUUCUCAAAAUCUCGAUAGAACCAAAAUUUGCAAACGAUGAUCUUCUCUGUUGGGAAUCUGAUUGGUCCAAUAUUUUAAGAUAUACAACUUCGUGUUUGAUUAGAGAUUACGUUAAAUAUUGGCAUGAGUUGAUGUUUUCAUCUACACCAAACUCAAUGACUGAUAUUUGCUGGUCAACAUUGAAAUGUUAUCUUAGAAUUCCAAACGCUUUUGAUCUCGAGUGCUUUGACGUAUGUCAAAAUGAUGAAUGUCGAGAUAUAAUUGAAGAAAACUGUCCAAACAUGUUUUUCAUGCCACCUACUCCAGUCUUAUACGGUCAUAUUUAUCUGGCUUAUACAAAAAAAUACAUUGUCGAACAGAAAAUAUGGACAAAUGAACCUGAAUAUAUAUGCUAUGAUCCGCAACUUUGUGGUGGUUUCUACCCAUAUGGAACAUCGUUACCUUUUAACAAUACUAUUUGUCGUCAUCCCAAAGAUUUUUCAUUAAGUUCUAGUUCUUUCAUACAAGAUUUGAUUACCAACGCCUUUUACGCACCUGUACAUGUUGAAUUAUAUAAAUGUAAUACAAUUUUUCGAAAUGAUUCGACAUUUUGUGAUAAAUCAAGCAUGUAUAAAUGUAUCAAUUCAUCGAAAUGCAUAUCGAACUAUCGUCUUUUAGAUGGUAUAAAUGAUUGUGAUUAUGGGGAUGAUGAACAAUGGACGACAUUCAAUAAUCUUUCUUCUAUAAAGAAAUCGCAAACGCAUUUCUAUUGUUCUGAAACAAAGACGUACAUGUCUCGAAAGGUGAUUGGAGAUGGUCUUUGUCAAUGCGGUGUUGAAUUCUAUCAGAUGUGCGAAGAUGAGCUUUUAUCUAUCAAGCAUGUUAGAGAACAUAUAUCAUUCCCAUCAAUUUGUAAUGGUAUUAUGGAUUUGAAACCUAUAAAUGUAAAUGGACAAAAUGAAACAGACGAAACAGAAUGUGAACAGUGGUCUUGUAAUAAUAGUUAUACUCGGUGUAAUGGAUUAUGGAAUUGUUUCGAUGGAGCUGAUGAAGUUGAUUGUUAUCCAAUAUCAUUAAUACACUGUCCACCACAUAAUCAUGUAUGUUUUUCAUCUGAAACAACGGAAUUAAUAUGUCUCGCUAAAGAUAAAGGAAAUAAUGGUCAUAUCGAUUGUCUUGGUGCUACUGAUGAACCACAAUUAUGUAAUAAACUUCUUUAUUCAUCCGCUGAUGCUGGAUUUUAUUGUGUAUUAGAAGACCAAGAAUUUUGUAAUACUCGUUAUGCUAUUUGUGAUGAAGGGAUAUUGUGCGGCGUCAAGGAUUCUGAGAUGUUUUGUAACCGUACCGAAUCCUUUGAUUUUGCUCGUAGCGAUGAGAUCUGUAACGAAAAGAAUACACCAAAUCUAUCGGAUAUGGAACAACUUUUAUGUAAUCUUUUUAUAUUUCUUGUUGAACCAAAAAUUACGCACUUCUCUCUAAAUCAAAUGACAAAAUCAAUUAACUCACCAAUAAAAGACAAUGUCAAUACGGUGUCUAUCUCUCGAAUGACACUUGAACCAUCGGUACGCUGUCAUCGAGGUAUCGAUGUACGAGUUUGGUCAGACAAUGAUGAAGAUUUAACCAAUCGUACAUGUCUUUGUCCACCAAGCUAUUAUGGUGAUACGUGUCAGUAUCAAAAUCAACGUGUUAGUCUUACAAUAAAAUUUCAAGCAUCUUAUGAUUCUUGGCGAAUACCAUUUACUAUUAUUAUCUCACUUAUUGAUAAUAGUGAUCAACGAAUAAUGAGAAUGCAUCCUAUUCCGCGAUGUUGA
Messenger RNA from Adineta steineri, 2538 nucleotides. The record is from the annotation of a GenBank genome assembly. NCBI's taxonomy places the organism in Eukaryota, Metazoa, Rotifera, Eurotatoria, Adinetida, Adinetidae.